AUGACCUCAAAGCUCAAGAAACAACACCUACAGGACCUACCACGGAACCCCUUUUGGAGUCGCCUCUACCCUCUGGAGCUGUUGUUGCCCCACCCCUGCGUCUCCGAGUUCUGGAAUCAUGCGGCUAUCCGCGAUCGGUCUUCUAACACCAAGGCAAGCUCGGCCAUCAGGAUGACUUCAGGAUAUCACUUGAACACCCUUAAAGAGAUUCGACGCACUAACUGCGGCCACAUCUUGGGCGUUGUCAUUCAGGAAGUUCUCUUAACGGGCGCUGCUUUUGAGCAUUUUGUUAUCAGCGGAUCCCGUGUAUCAAGUUGA
Linnemannia hyalina is the source of this 318-nucleotide messenger RNA. NCBI's taxonomy places the organism in Eukaryota, Fungi, Mortierellomycota, Mortierellomycetes, Mortierellales, Mortierellaceae. The record is from the annotation of a GenBank genome assembly.